Molecule: messenger RNA, 2784 nt
Organism: Girardinichthys multiradiatus
Lineage: Eukaryota; Metazoa; Chordata; Actinopteri; Cyprinodontiformes; Goodeidae
Gene: gsna
Product: gelsolin a
Exons: 17
Coding region: 162-2384 (740 amino acids)
Biological process (GO): barbed-end actin filament capping; actin filament severing; actin polymerization or depolymerization
Cellular component (GO): cytoplasm; actin cytoskeleton
Molecular function (GO): actin filament binding; phosphatidylinositol-4,5-bisphosphate binding
Source: RefSeq, a predicted model, not a curated record
ACUGUUUAGGGAGUGUCCCGUCCCAACAUAAGCAGCGGCUCAGUGCUCUCUGCCACGCCGACUCGACGUCUCUCUGCUUCCGCUGCAGCUCGGAAGCGCUCCCCUCGGCUUGCUCAACACCCGUACAUCCGUCCGUCCGACAACCUCCGCAUUCAGGCAGGAUGGCAGCGCACCACGCAGAGUUUGAGCGGGCCGGUCAGAGUCCAGGCCUCCAGGUGUGGAGGGUGGAGAACUUUGACUUGGUUCCUGUUCCGGAGAACCUGUACGGGGGAUUUUACACCGGAGAUGCCUACCUUAUUCUUAACACUAUCAAACAGCGUUCUGGGAACCUGCAGUACGACCUCCACUUCUGGCUGGGUGAUUUCUGCAGCCAAGAUGAGAGCGGCUCGGCGGCCAUCUUCACUGUCCAAAUGGACGACUUCCUCGGGGGGAAACCGAUCCAGUACCGUGAGGUGCAGGGGCAUGAGUCCAAAACCUUUCUGGGCUACUUCAAGUCUGGAAUCAAAUACAUGAAAGGAGGCGUAGCUUCUGGGUUCAAGCACGUUGUCACCAAUGAGGUGUCGGUGCAGCGGUUACUCCAAAUCAAAGGUCGACGUUCCGUCCGGGCCACGGAGGUGGCGGUUAGCUGGGACAGCUUCAACCAGGGAGACUGCUUCAUCUUGGACCUGGGAGAUGAGAUUUAUCAGUGGUGUGGCUCUCAGAGCAACCGCUUCGAGAAACUCAAGGCUACUCAGGUCGCCAAGGGUAUCCGUGACAGCGAGCGCAGCGGGAGGGCCCGGGUGUACGUCUGCGAUGAGGGCAUGGAGAGAGAAAAGAUGACAGAGGUUUUAGGUCCCAAACCAGAUCUGCCUCCUGGGGCUUCUGAUGACACCAUAGCUGAUGCUUCAAACAGGAAGAUGGCGAAACUAUACAAGGUUUCCAACGCUAGCGGCGGCAUGACCAUUACUCUGGUGGCAGCAGAGAACCCGUUUGCUCAGAGCGCCCUGGAGUCCGGUGACUGCUUCAUUCUGGACCACGGCUCAGAUGGCAAGAUCUUUGUCUGGAAAGGCAAAGACGCCAACAUGGAUGAACGAAAGGCGGCGAUGAAGGCAGCCGAUGAGUUUAUCAAGAAGAUGGGCUACCCCAAACACACGCAGGUCCAGAUCCUGCCGGAGACAGGCGAGACGCCCCUCUUCAAGCAGUUCUUCAAAAACUGGCGCGACAAAGACCAGACAGUGGGCCUGGGCGUGGCCUACAUCGCUAACAGCAUCGCCAAGAUCGAGAAGGUGUCUUUCGAUGCCGCCAGUCUACAUGAGUCUUCCAGCAUGGCGGCCCAGCACGGCAUGGUGGAUGACGGCAGCGGAGAGAAACAGAUCUGGCGCAUCGAGGGAUCCGAUAAGGUCGCGGUGGAUCCGUCCACAUAUGGACAGUUCUUCGGAGGUGACAGCUACAUCAUCCUGUACAACUACCGUCAUGGAGGGCGUCAGGGACACAUCAUCUACAUGUGGCAGGGAAUGGACUCCAGUCAGGAUGAAAUUGGCACCUGCGCGAUCCUCAGUUCCCAGCUGGAUGAUGAGCUCGGUGGAGGUCCUGUGCAGGUUGUUGGUGCUCCUAUAACCACCCAGGUGAGGGUGGUCCAGGGCAAGGAGCCGGCCCACCUCAUGAGUCUGUUCGGAGGCCAGCCCAUGGUGGUCUACAGGGGAGGAACGUCCAGGGACGGAGGUCAGUCUACUCCGGCAGAGACCCGACUCUUCCAGGUGCGCUCCAACUCUGCUGGGCACACAAGAGCCAUGGAGCUUGAUGCAUCGGCGUCCAACCUGAACUCCAAUGAUGCUUUUGUUCUUGUGACCCCCGACGGCACCUCCCUGUGGGUGGGGGUGGGUGCCAGCGACACAGAGAAGCAGGGAGCUCAGCAGCUGUGCGGCAUCCUGGGAGUGUCGACCUCUUCCGAGCUUUCCGAGGGAGGAGAAACUGAUCAGUUCUGGGCUGCUCUGGGCGGGAAGGCAGAAUACCGCACCUCCACCAGACUCAAGGACAAGAUGGACGCUCACCCGCCGCGACUCUUCGCCUGCUCCAAUAAGACCGGGAACUUCAUUAUCGAGGAGGUACCCGGGGAGAUGACGCAAGAUGACCUCGCCACUGAUGAUGUCAUGAUCCUCGACACCUGGGAGCAGGUGUUUGUUUGGAUUGGGAAUGAAGCCCAGGAGGAAGAGAAAACUGAAGCCAUGGCAUCGGCCGUUCGUUACAUCGAGACCGACCCAGCCAACAGAGACACCCGGACUCCUAUCGUCAAAAUCAAGCAGGGCUUCGAGCCCCCCACGUUCAGCGGCUGGUUCCUGGGCUGGGACCAAGACUACUGGACCAGCGACCCACUGGAGCGGGCCAUGGCAGAACUGGCUCUGUGAGCGCUCACCCCUUCAUCAUUUCCCCCCAUCUGCCUUUUGCUCUGCAAGCAUUAUGCAACAAAUGCCAAGACUUGCUUUAUUAGCUGCCAGCACAAAAGUAUAAGACUUUUCUUAUAAUUUAUGUUUUUCUGUCACGUGCUGCAUUAGUGCCUUCACGUUUGAACCAACGGUUAGAAACAAGACUUUCACUUAUAGUUUUUGUUUUGCAUUAAAUAUAUUUCAAAAUGGUGACUUUUAUUGCAGAUUAUUCUAAUUUUAUAUUGAAUCCACAGCUCAGAAGGAAAACAAACAAUGCCUUAACAUCAUUUGCUUUAGUUAAACAUUUUAAAAGUAUUUAUUUUAAGGAACCAACUUGCUAUCCCCAGAAACGUCUGUUUCAAAUAAACCAAAUUUAACACAA